This is a messenger RNA of Coniophora puteana RWD-64-598 SS2, 3247 nucleotides long. RefSeq names its product kinase-like protein. Bases 1 to 2631 code for a protein of 876 amino acids. Gene Ontology annotation, molecular function: protein kinase activity; ATP binding. The transcript is spliced from 9 exons. Lineage: Eukaryota; Fungi; Basidiomycota; Agaricomycetes; Boletales; Coniophoraceae. The record is from RefSeq and is a predicted model, not a curated record. Gene Ontology annotation, biological process: protein phosphorylation.
AUGGGCUCCUUUCUUGAACAGUAUGAGACACUCGACAUCAUCGGCAACGGCUCCUUUGGAAUCAUUCGGAAGGUCAAGAGAAAAUCCGACGGACAUGUCUUUGCAAGAAAGGAGCUUAACUUUGAGAAGAUGACAGAGCGCGACAGGAAGCAGAUAGUCGCUGAAGUAAACAUUCUCAAAGAGCUCCAUCACGACCACAUUGUCCGAUACUACGACCGAUAUGUCGACCGUGAAGCUGGCAUCCUCUACAUCGUCAUGGAGUACUGCGGCGGUGGUGACCUUUCCUCCAUCAUCAGGCAAUCGCAACGCCAUAACCGGCCAAUACCCGAGGACACGAUAUGGAACUACUUUAUGCAGCUCUUGCUCGCUCUCCAGCACUGCCAUCACCCGUCAAGCAGUAGCCGUGGCGGUAACACGGCUGGAGGAGAAUGCGAUGGCAAGGAGAAGCGGUCGCAGAUAUUACAUCGGGAUUUGAAGCCAGAUAACGUCUUUCUCGACGAAGCGAAUAGGAUCAAGCUCGGUGACUUCGGCCUCUCGAAAGCCCUCUCCCAGAGCAGCUUCGCCAACACUUACGUCGGCACGCCAUACUACAUGUCGCCUGAGCUCACGCAGGGUAAAGCCUACGACUCAAAGUCGGACAUCUGGUCGCUGGGUUGCCUCAUCUACGAGCUCUGCGCACUCAAGCCUCCCUUCGCCGAAGCCAAGACGCAAAGCGAGCUGAGCGCAUUCAUCAGGAGCGGUCGCAUCCCGUCAUUGCCCAGAGAGUACAGUCAGUCGCUGUGGACUGUUAUUAAAGCCAUGCUUAAUCUCAACCCCGCUAUGCGGCCAUCAGCAAAUCAGCUCCUGCAGCACGAGCGACUCGAGCUUGCAGUCAAGGUCUCAGAGACCGAGCAAAUGUUGACUACAGUCAAGAACCACCGCGCUGCAAUCGUAUCGAAAGAGCGCGAAGUCGCCACCCGAGAAGCCGCUGUUGCCGAGCGCGAAGCCCGCCUCGCAACCGCCGUCGCCGAGAAAGAAGCCGAAGUCCGCCGCCUCGAGGAGCAGCUCACACACCUGUCUCAACAGGCACAGCAGGCCGCUGCCGCUGCUCAGCAACAACAAGCCCCGCCUGAAAGUGUCAUCGAGGAGCGCAUACGUGAGGCAAUCGCGAAGCGGGAGGAGGAGCUGCGUGUGGCGGUCAUAAAGCGGGAAGAGGAGGUUGCACGGGCGAUCGCGCGGCGCGAGGAGGAGAUUAUGGAGGCGGUGCGGAAGCGCGAGGCGGACGUGUGCGAGGCGUGGAUGAAGCGCGAGGAACAGAUUAGGGUGGAGAUGGCACAGACGAUGGAGGAGCGCACGGGGUGGAUACAGCAGCGCGAGCGGGAUAUGCAGGCCGAGCGCGAAGAGUUCGAGAAGGUGCGCAAGGAUUUGGAGGAGCGAGUGAGGGCGAUGGGUGAUAGUAAUCGUAAGGGACAAAAAGAGAAGACACCGCUCGAGGAAGUCAAGAACCUUCUGGUCCCGUUCAAUCAGUUGACAGACGAGCAUUCCCGCGUUGCCACCAUCCAGCCCAAGCCUGACGUCCCCACCCACGAUGUCAAGACGCCCGUACCGCAGCAUCGCACAUUGGCACGCGACAUGCCCAUGCCAGCCUCAGCGAUGAAGGGCGUUGUACUCACGAGCACCGGGCAGCCGCUCAGCACCCCCACCCCCGCCGAACUCGCAAACCUGUUCGUCAACUCGCCAAGGGUCGGAUUGGACUUUGGCAAGAUUUUCGAGUUCGAGUCGGAUCCGGAAACGGAUGAGGAGCGCGAUGGCGAUGAGGGCCUGGGCGACGACGAUGACCUGCCGCCGAGUCCGUCCAAGCGCCCGAAUCCCCUCGACGCGGACACGACGAUCCAUGCGCCCGUGCAUGUCCCGGCGCUAGGCCGCAGGCGCUCGAGGGACCCGUCGCCGGCGCUCAGCGCGAGUCAGAGGCCAAUGCGGAUGCACAGACCGUCGUUGGUUCGUGGUGGUGCCUCAGGCUCUGGUACAGGCACAGGCACUGGUUCUGGCACUGGUUCUGGCUCUCGGAGGACAUUCACAAGAGCCGCGACAAUGCCCGCGUCGUCUUCGGAGCCGAUCAGCAUCGCACCCAACCCGUCGGCUGCGGCGCAGAGUGCGAGUGCGAGCACGCGGGUGUCCAGAAGCGUGAACGGCGCGAAGAGGCCGGUGUCUGCCACCAUCACCGCGUCGGUCUCGGCUACCACUGUUUCUGCCAGUGCGAAAGGCUCGACGGCAGGUGCUUCUUCGCAGCCCGCCCCGGAGUAUGACCUUAGCGACGAAGAGAACCUUCCCUCUCCGUUCCUGAAGCGCGUCGAGCGCGAGCGCGGGAUGCCGGCACCUUCGCAUUCGCAGCGUGAAACUAGCACGGCCAGCGCUCGUACGGGGAGCGGGGCACAGGGUGUGAAGAAGCGUGCGAGUAAUGGGCACUUGUUGCGGGCGGUGGCGGCUGCUAACUCAGCUGCGAUAUCGUCGAGGCCUGUGAAGAACAGUGUCAGCACGGGUAGUUCGAGUGCUACCACUCGAGCUGCGGGAGCGGGGUCGAGGCCAGUAUCUAGUCUCGUGACUACGCGGAAGGCGAGUGAGGAGACAAGGAAGAUGGCGCUGAGAUCAUGACAGAUGUGCGAUCUGUUAGUGAUGGACGGAACGAAGAUGGCGGACGGUAUUUAUCUGUGAAACCUGGCUUUUGUGUGUUGUUGUUUCGUUACGCAUAUUCUUAUCUUCAUCUUCAUGAACAAACACUCACUGUUGCAUUUUCUUGGCUUACGUUCAUCCAUACAACAAAUGCAGUUCAAUCCACAUUACGAUAAUUAUGGCCAGCUAUACAAGCAAGAGCGUGCUAUCCUAGAUGACUCCCCAGCCAUCGCAACAUUAUACAUGCAUGUACUACAGUUUGCUGCUAAUACCACACCUGUAGUAUCACACAUUUGAGCCUGAAAUCGCAGCACUGCGCUCCGGCUCACGAGCAGGACGACGCCUCAGACGCAGAUCCCGCGUCGUCAGCCCCAUCCUCAUCCUUGACCGCCUUUCUCUUGCGCGACGCGCCAGCAGCGGCCUUCUUACCAUUUGGCUUCGGCUUGUCCUUUGUGUUCUUCGCCACGACCGCCUUGAUUUCCGCUGUGAGCUCCUUCUCCAGCUCACCUGCGUCCUGCUCUGAGCCCGAGAGGCGGUUCAGCGACGCGACCUCGGUGCGCCAUAUGUCGAUGCCUUCGUUACUGGGGGUCUCGAGGAU